CUGUCAUCCAUAAUUUCAGGUACAACCAUGAAGAUACACCUCAAUAUCCAACCAACAUCGCAUUACAGCCUCCUUAGCCAUCGCCAAAUCCUGAAUAUCUUCAACCCUAGAAGCCUAGAAGGUUCAAAAUGCUCGAAAUGCUUUAUGGCGAAUCGGAGAUGCGAAUAUGUUAUCCACAACGAACUGUCUGCAUCAGGGUAUAGUACAUAUAUAUAGGAAGCGAUGCAGUCGCUUACUUUCUGAUCCUUCUCGUAGCUAUGUUGUAUGAUAGUCAAGAGUAAUAAUAACAUUCUUGAGGCCACUUUAUAGAGUAUAUAUUGCAUUGGUAUCACGCUCUUCGAAAGAAUCGAUUUUAUUCUAUUUAUUCUUAUACUACUAACUUUCAAGAUAUCAUGUUGAUCACUCUACUGAUGCGAACCUUUCGCUCAUCAAAAGAUCCCAACCAAAAGGAACCAGAGAAGCCAAAGAAAGCCGAAUCGCCAUGUCAACACCAGAGAGAUUCCACAAACAAGGAAUCCAGUAUCGUGGUUGCAUAUGAAACUGACAAAAAGGGGAAAUGCCUUCAAUGCAAGGCCGAAUCACGCAAAGCUUCGAUAUAUAGGUGGAAACUUACGACGUGUCUCAUCCUUCCCUACGCCCUUCAAGCUUUAGACGUUACUAUUGUCGCCAGUGCUCUGCCCUGGAUUGCUGCCGACUUCGGUGAAAUUGCUCAGUUGAAUUGGAUAAUAUCAGCUUUCAACUUGACAUCAGCAGCAUUCAUCCCCUUUUGGGGCCAGAUGUCCGAUAUAUUCGGGAGACACUGGGCUCUACAAAUAUGCUCCUGUAUCAUGCUCGUUGGCAGCGCCAUCUGCACGGGGGCCCCGACUAAUGCGUUUGGCGCAUUUAUCUUCGGUCGAGCUCUGCAGGGCGUCGGUUGCGCGGGCCUGAACAAUAUCAUCCGGACUAUAUUGGCCGACAAAGUUACCUUGCAGGAAAAUGCGAAGAACUGGACGACGUUCGCCCUCACGGGGGGCUUAUGCUACGGCAUAGGACCGGUAAUCGGCGGCUACCUCACUGCUGCAAACUGGAGAUGGUGCUUUGGUAUAAAUCUACCCAUCGCCUUCGUCGGUAUUCUGAUCGUGUUCUUUUUCCUUCGCGAUGACCUCCUCGGACCCCAGCCUAUCCCUGAACUGGACGAGUGCGAGGCUGGUCGACGAGAACGCUUUGCCAAGCGAAUGACGACCAUUGAUAUCGGCGGACAGCUCCUUUUCUUGUUUGGCUUUGGACUCCUAAUUCUAGCAUUCACCUGGGCUGGUGCGACUUACGAUUGGAACAAUCCUGCCGUGCUGGUUCCUCUUGUCAUCGGCACCCUACUGGCGUGUGCUUGGUUGUACUACGAGUACUCGAUGGCUCCUGGUGGGAUAAUGGCUCAAAAGCUGCCCUUCCAAAGACCAAUGGUGCCCUGGAAAUUGAUGAAGAAUCGAAAUAUUAGCCUCUUAUGCUAUAUCAACUUUGCGACGGGGAUGGCCAUGUAUAGCGUGCUUUACUUUGUCGACAUCUACUUUACAAUAGUCAAGGGCUUCACGUCUGACCAAGCUGGUGUCCAGUUGCUUUAUUAUACACCGGGCCUCGGAGCUGGUGUAUAUAUAUCGAUGAUUUUAUGCAACGUUUGGCCACGUCAGACCUUCUUCCCCCUUUUCCUCGGGUCGGUCAUUGAAGCUGUUGGUAUCGGUAUGAUGGCCUGGGCUCUAUACUUCGAGCAUACCCCGACUAUAUAUGGCAUGAUGGCACUUACCGGCGCGGGCACGGGAUUACGAUUUAUGCCAGGCAGCCUUCAUGGUAUCGGAUUCUUUCCGAAGCACAUUUCCAGCGUGGUUUCGAUAACGGGUGUCUGCACAACUUUUGGCGGUACUAUUGCUCUCACUAUCAUGUCCACCGUCUUUAACAACACGUCUGGCAUCUCGCGCAGCUCUCCGUUCCAAAACGAUUAUAACGCCAUACAAAACCUUUCGGAUGAGAUAAAGUACCAAGUAGUCAAUGGCGCCAAGAACGGAAUUACUUGGGCAUUUGUUGCAUUGACACCUUUCAUGGUCAUGUGUGUUAUCGCAGCUGCCUGUCUGGGUAAUGUGACCAUUACGAAGGACUCGGGCGAUGGAACAUCUGGUCGUCGCUUAACUCAUGGCUCCUAUUUGCUUUCUUUAAUAAAUAAGAACCAAAAGCACGAGGAUGGGAUUGUUGAAGGGGAAGUAUAACAUAAUGAAAGUUUAGGUGUAAAUCGAUUGGAUUGUAUAGAGGAUUGGGCUGGUGUUUUGUGUAUAUAUGGAUGAUUACGUAUACCACUGUUGCGUUGUGUAUUUUUUACAUCAUGAUAGGUACCUGUUAGAUCGUCUAGAUAUAUGGAUGGAUGAGUCAAAAUUACUUGUUGAAAGUUCAAAGUAAAAUAAAAUAAAUAAAUAUUAGGGGUGUAACUA
Molecule: messenger RNA, 2450 nt
Organism: Hypoxylon fragiforme
Lineage: Eukaryota; Fungi; Ascomycota; Sordariomycetes; Xylariales; Hypoxylaceae
Product: MFS general substrate transporter
Exons: 8
Coding region: 393-2231 (612 amino acids)
Biological process (GO): basic amino acid transport; transmembrane transport
Cellular component (GO): fungal-type vacuole membrane
Molecular function (GO): basic amino acid transmembrane transporter activity
Source: RefSeq, a predicted model, not a curated record